CUUUAGGUCUAAAGUAUUGGUAACAGAGAGAUUUGUCUUCACUUCAAAUGAACGAUAAGACGGAAGAAUCUAAACCAUUAUCGAUGAAAGAAGAUGAUGAAGGCAGUGAAAAUCUGUCUCCAGAGAAACUUUCAAUGGAUGAAUUGGUUGACAGGACGGUAGGCACAUCUACAGGGCGAUACGUUGGAUUUCUCUUCCUGAUGUUUUUGGUUUCUAAAUCAACCGCUUCCAUGAUGUGCUAUUUGCCGGUCUUCACUGGCUACAUACCGUACACGGACUGGGAGUGCUCCUCAGAACAGUGUUUUUCCCUUCUCCAGAACCACACUGGAGAAAACAACACAUUUUACACCAGAGAUACUAUGUGUACCAACAAACUUAAAGCUGAUGUCGACUUUAUCUGGACACCAAAACGCUCCAGUUAUGCUGUUGACUUUGGAAUUUACUGCGGCACAGAAUCCCAAAAUUCCAAUGUCAACAGUUUUUACUUUAUAGGUGGUUUCGUGGGGUUGAUAGGGAGUUCUACUUUAUACGAGAUGUUCGGGAGGAAGAAGGUUACACUAGCGGCUGGUUUGAUUGCAGUCUCUGCAACCAUCGGCAUGGCAUUCGCAGGAAACAUACAGACCUUGUGUGGCUUAAGGAUAAUGCAGGGUCUCGGCAUGCUAAGUUUCGUAACGGGACAUUAUGUGUGGGUAAUGGAGUUCACUCCUCUCCGACUGAGAAAUCUUUCCAACACCCUACUGUCAAUCACCUGGCCUAGUGGUACUGGAAUCCUUAUUUUCAUCUCCUACAUGGUUACUAACUGGAGGUACAACAUCGGGAUUAUAGCCAUUAUCUCAAUCCUUUUCUACAUACAACUUCUGAUUUGCCCUGAGUCACCAAGAUUCUUAGUUUACAAAGACAAAGAGGAACAGGCUUUGAAGAUUCUGAACAAGAUGGCAAAAUUCUACAACACACCUCCGCUCCAAAGUAAUGUUCUCCAGAGAGAGGUUGAACAGAAAGGUAAGAGUGAGGGGCUUCUAAAACAAAUGAAAGAUUUCAUCAUAUACCCAGUGAUGUUGAGGAGGACGCUCUUUCUGAUGAUAUGCUGGUUCAUGGUCUCACUAUUUUACUACGGGCUCAGCUUCGGGUGGCACAAAAUGGGCAAGAACAUAAUGGCAAGUCAAGGGUUCGCAUGCAUUUCCGAGGUUGUAGCUUGUACCACAAGUUUCGCUCUAAUUGGUGCAACAGGAAGAAAGAAAACACAGAUGCUGGUGUGUCUUGGUAUUGCAAUCUGUUUCGGGAUUGCCAUGAUUGACGUUCCGCUGUCUUCAACAUGGCACCUCCGGCAAGUGGCUUGUCUCAUAGCUAUCAUAUUUAUCGGGGCCGAGUUUAUCACAGUGUUCCUGUACACGGUUGAGCUGUCCCCAACCUCCCACCGAGGCAUGAUAUUGAGUUCGUGUUCCGGAGUUGCAAGAAUUGGCUCCUUUCUCGGCCCUUACCUCAGUCUUCUUUACAACGUACUGGAUCGCAGGAUCGUGCUUGCGAUUUUUGCUGGAAGUGCUGUGCUGGCUGCAGUAGGGACAUGGUUCUUGUUGGAGGAUACUACUGGUGUUGAGAUACCAGAAACACCAGCUGAUCUGCAAGGAGUGAAGAGGCUCCGAGAAGAGGAUGAGGACAUUUAGUAGGACAAAUAGUUGAGGACAGAUAGUUAGGACAAGUAGUUGAGGACAGAUAGUUAGGGCAAGUAGUUGAGGACAGAUAGUUAGGACAAGUAGUUGAGGACAGAUAGUUAGGACAAAUAGUUGAGGACGGAUAGUUAGGACAAGUAGUUGAGGACAGAUAGUUAGGACAAGUAGUUGAGGACAGUAGAGAGGCAAGAACUUUUUACUUUUUUAAGAGUUCGCGAGUAAACUCAACAGUAAACAUGCGGUGAACUGUGAAGUCACUGCUUAGGCGUAUUAACAUGAUUUUGAUUCGAUCACCGCGCCGUAAGUUAACCACGAAUUAUCAAUUUCCUGAAUGAUCGCACAUGUUUUUAUCUGCUGAGUGACCCCUAUUAUAUUUAUUUAUAAUACUAUAGUGUCUAACAAGUUCU
Messenger RNA from Bolinopsis microptera, 2074 nucleotides. RefSeq names its product solute carrier family 22 member 7-like. The transcript has 3 exons. Gene Ontology annotation, cellular component: membrane. The record is from RefSeq and is a predicted model, not a curated record. NCBI's taxonomy places the organism in Eukaryota, Metazoa, Ctenophora, Tentaculata, Lobata, Bolinopsidae. Bases 48 to 1661 code for a protein of 537 amino acids. Gene Ontology annotation, biological process: transmembrane transport. Gene Ontology annotation, molecular function: transmembrane transporter activity.